Molecule: messenger RNA, 2800 nt
Organism: Esox lucius (northern pike)
Lineage: Eukaryota; Metazoa; Chordata; Actinopteri; Esociformes; Esocidae
Gene: heyl
Product: hes related family bHLH transcription factor with YRPW motif like
Exons: 5
Coding region: 321-1283 (320 amino acids)
Biological process (GO): anterior/posterior pattern specification; circulatory system development; regulation of neurogenesis
Cellular component (GO): nucleus
Molecular function (GO): protein dimerization activity; RNA polymerase II cis-regulatory region sequence-specific DNA binding; DNA-binding transcription factor activity, RNA polymerase II-specific
Source: RefSeq, a predicted model, not a curated record
CAGAGGGUGAAACAGAGGGAGAGAGAGAACCAGAGGGUGAAACAGAGGGAGAGAGAGAACCAGAGGGUGGGCAUCUAAUCCACAGGGUGCCCUGUCUCCACUGUCUUGGUCGACCAGAACAGAGAAGGACUCCAACCAAACCCACACUGACAGCGUCCGCUCCUCUCCGCCUGCUCCUCUCCGCCAGCUCCUCUCCGCCUGCUCCUCUCCGCCUGCUCCUCUCCGCCUGCUCCUCUCCGCCUGCUCCUCUCCGCCUGCUCCUCCACACAUUUCUCCUUCCUCCAUCUAUUUAUCCAUCCAACGGGUGAGGAAGAAGAGAGAUGAAGAGGCCUCAUGAUGACUACAGCUCUCCAGACUCUGAUGACAUGGACGAGCUGAUUGACGUGGGACAGGAAGACGGCUUCUGUCCAGAUACAGGAUCCAUGUCCCCAGGUAACACAUCACAGGUUCUGGCCCGCAAGAAAAGACGAGGGAUCAUUGAGAAGAGACGCAGAGACCGCAUCAACCACAGCCUAUCAGAACUCAGGAGACUGGUGCCCAGUGCCUUUGAGAAACAGGGCUCAUCUAAGUUGGAGAAGGCUGAGAUUUUACAGAUGACUGUGGACCAUCUGAAACUGCUGCACGCCAUGGGGGGGAAAGGUUAUUUUGAUGCUCGUGCUCUUGCCGUGGACUACAGGACACUGGGGUUUCGGGAGUGUGUGGGGGAGGUAGUCCGGUAUCUCAGCUCCCUGGAUGGGGGUGUUGACUCUCCGGAUCCCAUUGGAGCCCGUCUGGUCUCACACCUCUCCCACUGUGCCAGUGAACUGGACCCCCUUCUCCUCCAGACACCACCCACCUCCACUGUUCUCCCCUUUCCUCCCUGGCCAUGGGUGUCCUCCUAUCACCAUGUGACGCCACCUGGCACGUCUCCUCACUCCUUCUCCAUGGGGAGCAGAGAGCUGGAGAUCCUGGGGAGCGGCCCUGGGGGUUAUACGCCCCAUCCUGCCCUGCGUGUCGCCCCUCUGGGGGGCCAGAACAUACGUGCCCCUGCCUUGGUGUCUGGGGUUCGCAGGGUGCCCUCUCUUCCCCAGCCCUCCUCACCUUCCUCACCCGCUAACAGACUUACCCAGCAGUCCCCAAGGGGUUCCCCCCACCACCACCCCGCCACCUCCUCCUCAUCAGCUCCUCCACAAGUCUCCUUCAGACCAUUCGCCCCUCUGGGGUCUUCUACGGGCCAGCGCAGGGUCGUGGGAGGUUCUGCCAAGGCUCCAAAGGCCUGGGCGACUGAAAUAGGAGCCUUUUGAUUCUCCACGCUGCUCUUAACGGACCAGUUCCCUGUUCCACCAUGAGCGGUUUCCUCAUCCUGAAGCUGAUCUGCGGGCCAGGUGUUUGGGUUUUCUGUAAGACAUCCAACAUACACUAGCUGAUUCAGUCUGACGUUGCUUAAAGGUGAUUUGGCCAUUUUAAAACCAACAUGUUUAUGUUGCCUGCAUUUCUUUCCUAAAUGUUUUGCUAGUGGUGGCUAAAGUUAGCUUACGUUUUUAGUGGGAACAAACAAAAUCACAGGUUUAUAUCACUCCUGGCCAAAAGACUAUUUUCAGGGUGAGGAAUUGUCAAACAUUGUUAUAAAAUAGUGAAUGUCUUCUUCAAGCACAGCUCUUAGAUGGAAUGGCCUUCCCUAAUUACCUCCACAAUAUACCCCUGACUGUCAACAGGAGUCAGGAACCUCUUCCCAGACUGUCUCUCUCUGAUGACAUCACAGCUGACAGACACUAAAGCCAUAUGACAUGACAGACGGAUAAUAAAAGCCAUACUGGAAGCCAUACUCAGCACUGAUACGUGCUAACCUUCCUACUUAUAUAGAAGCUCUGAGUGUCAGUUUGUAUGUGGAUUACUUUGCCAUUGUCCACUUGAAACGACAACAAAACUUUUUUUUUAAUCAUAAAUGACCCCUAUGAUACCACAGAGCCAUAUAUAUAUAUAUAUAUAUAUAUAUAUGUAUGUGUGUAUAUAUAUAUAUAUAUAUAAUUUGGGGAACGUUACCUACAUUUUGCAACCCUAGCUAUACAGAAUAAGAUCCCUGACUAAACUGUUUCUAUAAAAUGAAUUUUGCUUUUUCAUUUAUUGUUUAGCUGUGUUGUUUGAAUUUCUAUCUUUUAAUAAUAAUAAUUUACAAACACUCACCUGCCACUUUAUUAAGUACUAUCCAGCAUCAGCUUUUGUGUUCACACACUUCCAGGUUUGACUCACCUCUGCACACCAUUACUGUAAAGAACGGUUAUUUCAGUAUUCAUUGCCUUUCUGUCACCUAGCAUGAGUCCGGCCAUUCUCCUCACUGACCAGAUAUUUUCACCAACAGAAAUGCCACCCACUGGACGUUCUCUGCUCAUUGCCCCAUUCUCUGUUGACUCCAGAGGCCAUAAUGCGUGAAAAUCCUAGAUGUCAGCUGAUUAAAGGCUUAAACCACCACUUCUGUCACCAACAUUUAUGCCGCAGUCAAAGUCUCUUAGAUCACUUGACAACUGAACCUCUUCAACAUGUCUGCUUGCUUAAUGUAGUUGCAGGCACAUGAUUGGCUAUUGGGCUGCUUGCGUUAAGGAGCAGGUGUACCUAAUGAAGUGGCCAAUGAGUGUACAUUUUACUAUUUUAAUCGAUUCUGACUUAAUUGGCAUGGAAUGUCUGGAAAAAAUAAAUAUAAAGAUUAAGUGCCUAACCUAUGUGAUGUUAAUGUAGGGUUCUUGUUGUGUCCUUUAUUUUCUGAUCAUACAUUGUUCUUCUGAGAGACGAGAAAAGGGAGAGAGAAAAGGGGGAGAGAGAAGGA